CUCGCCAUGCAUAGUCCAUCUACUAAUUCAUAUAUAAUAUACUGACUUCUUCCUCGUCGAUCAGUCUUUUUUUGUAUCAUCCCAACCUCACCUCAUCACCUCGACUCUUCCAGCCAUCACCAUGAAGUUCUUCAGCAACGAUCUCAGCCUGGUCUCCACAGGCCUGCUCCUCCUCGCCUCCGUUGGCGAUGUCUCAGCCCAGUGCGCGCUCCCCACCACCUACAGAUGGACCUCAAGCGGUGCUCUCGCCCAGCCCAAGUCCCCCUGGGUCUCCCUCAAGGACUUCACUGUCGCCCCCUACAAUGGCGGCCAGCUUGUCUACGCCACUAAUUAUGGCACCUCUUAUGGAUCCAUGGCUUUCAGCGUCGUCUCCAACAUCAACCAGCUCGGCUCUGCCACACAGACCGGUAUGAGCUCUGCCGCGGUAGCCCCUACUCUGUUCUACUUCCAGCCCAAGAACAUCUGGAUCCUGGCUCACCAGUGGGGUCCCACCAAGUUCUCGUACAGAACCUCCAGCAACCCUGCCAAUGCCAACGGCUGGUCUGCUGCUCAGCCUCUCUUCACCGGCACCAUCGCCAACUCAGACACUGGUCCCAUCGACCAGACCGUCAUUGGCGACAGCAAGAACAUGUACCUGUUCUUCGCCGGUGACAACGGCCGCAUCUACCGCGCCAGCAUGCCCAUUGGCAACUUCCCCGGUAGCUUCGGCUCCGCCUCGCAGAUCGUCAUGCAGGACACCAAGGCGAACCUCUUCGAGGCCGUGCAGGUCUACUCCCUCAAGGGGCUGAACAAGUACCUCAUGAUCGUCGAGGCUAUGGGUAGCAACGGACGAUACUUCCGCUCCUUCACUGCCAACAGCCUCGAUGGCCAGUGGACCGCCAACGCUGCCACAGAGCAGAACCCCUUCGCCGGCAAGGCUAACAGUGGUGCCACCUGGACCAAUGACAUCAGCCACGGAGAGCUCAUCCGAACCAGCGCUGACCAGACCUUCCCCGUCGACCCUUGCAACCUCCAGCUCCUCUACCAGGGCCGCAACCCCAACGUUGGUGGCGACUACAACACUCUUCCUUACCGCCCUGGUCUGCUCACCCUCAAGAAGUAAGCGGAUUCAGAAGAAGUGCUAGCACUGCUUUUCUUUCUUCGGGGGUUUGCACGGACGUGGAUGCUGGACGCCCAGUUUUGCGUUGCAAAUGGGAUUAUCAUGGUGAUUCAUCCAUGACACUCAUUCAUCUGUACAUAGUUAUCUGCUCGUAUAUUAUCAAGUCACAUUCAUUUGAAUGGAACAAUGCACAUAUUGCUCA
Fusarium oxysporum Fo47 is the source of this 1301-nucleotide messenger RNA. Its product is annotated as glycosyl hydrolase family 62-domain-containing protein. The record is from RefSeq and is a predicted model, not a curated record. Gene Ontology annotation, molecular function: alpha-L-arabinofuranosidase activity. The transcript has a single exon. Lineage: Eukaryota; Fungi; Ascomycota; Sordariomycetes; Hypocreales; Nectriaceae. The coding region runs from base 122 to 1102 and encodes 326 amino acids. Gene Ontology annotation, biological process: L-arabinose metabolic process.